AUGGGGAAGAGCCGCGAGAUGCGCCUGACUCACAUCUGCUGCCUCCUCUACCAGCUGGGGGUUCUGUCGAAUGGGAUCGUUUCAGGGCUGCAGUUCGCCCCCGACCGCGAGGAGUGGGAAGUCGUGUUUCCUGCACUCUGGCGCCGGGAGCCGGUGGACGCGGCCGGCGGCAGCGGGGGCAGCGCGGACCCAGGCUGGGUGCGCGGCGCCACGGGCGGCGAAGGCGCCCGGGCUCAGGCAGCCGGCAGCUCCCGCGAGGUGCGCUCCGUGGCCCCGGCGCCGCCCCAGGAGCCCGCGGAAGGCCGGUCAGAGCCCCGGCCCCGACCCCCGCCGCCGGGGGGCGAAGAGGACGAGGAGCUCGAAUCGCAGGAGGUGCCGCGGGGAUCCAGCGGGGCUGCCGCCCUGUCCCCGGGCGCCCCGGCCUCGUGGCAGCCGCCGCCGCCGCCCCCAUCUCCGCCCCCGGCGCAGCAAGCAGAGCCGGACGGCGACGAGGUACUGCUGCGGAUCCCGGCCUUCUCCCGGGACCUGUACCUGCUGCUCCGGAGAGACGGCAGCUUCCUGGCGCCGCGCUUCGCGGUGGAACAGCGGCCGAGUCCGGGCCCGGGCCCCACGCGGGCAGCAGCCGCCCCGCGCCCUCCAGCGCCACCCGACGCCUCCUGCUUCUACACCGGGGCUGUGCUGCGGCACCCCGGCUCGCUGGCCUCUUUCAGCACCUGCGGAGGUGGCCUGAUGGGAUUCAUACAGCUCAAUGAGGACUUCAUAUUUAUUGAACCACUCAAUGAUACAAUGGCCAUAACGGGUCACCCACACCGUGUAUAUAGGCAGAAAAGGUCCAUGGAGGAAAAAGUCACAGAGAAGUCAGCUCCUCACAGUCAUUACUGUGGUGUCAUUUCAGAUAAAGGAAGAACUAGAUCUAAAAAAAUAACAGAAAGUGGAAGAGGGAAACGAUAUUCAUACAAAUUACCUCAAGAAUACAACAUAGAGACUGUAGUGGUUGCAGACCCAGCAAUGGUUUCCUAUCAUGGAGCAGAUGCAGCCAGGAGAUUCAUUCUAACCAUCUUAAAUAUGGUUUUUAACCUUUUCCAACACAAGAGUCUUGGUGUGCAGGUCAAUCUUCGUGUGAUAAAGCUUAUUCUGCUCCAUGAAACUCCAGCAGAUCUAUAUAUUGGGCAUCAUGGAGAGAAAAUGCUAGAGAGCUUUUGUAAGUGGCAACAUGAAGAAUUUGGCAAAAAGAAUGAUAUACAUUUAGAGAUGUCAACAAGCUGGGGAGAGGACAUGACUUCAGUGGAUGCAGCUAUACUUAUAACAAGGAAAGAUUUCUGUGUACACAAAGAUGAACCAUGUGAUACUGUUGGUAUAGCUUACUUGAGUGGAAUGUGUAGUGAAAAGAGAAAAUGUAUUAUUGCUGAAGACAAUGGCCUGAACCUUGCAUUUACAAUUGCUCAUGAAAUGGGCCACAACAUGGGGAUUAAUCAUGACAAUGACCACCCAUCAUGUGCUGAUGGUCUUCAUAUCAUGUCUGGUGAAUGGAUUAAAGGACAAAAUCUCGGUGAUGUCUCGUGGUCCCGAUGUAGCAAGGAAGAUUUGGAAAGAUUUCUAAGGUCAAAGGCCAGUAACUGCUUGCUACAGACAAAUCCCCAGAGUGUCAAUUCCGUGAUGGUUCCCUCCAAGUUGCCAGAGAUGACAUACACUGCUGACGAGCAAUGUCAGAUUCUCUUUGGGCCAUUGGCUUCCUUUUGUCAAGAGAUGCAGCAUGUUAUUUGCACAGGGUUGUGGUGCAAGGUAGAAGGGGAAAAAGAAUGCAGAACCAAACUAGAUCCACCAAUGGACGGAACCGAUUGUGACACUGGUAAGUGGUGUAAGGCUGGAGAGUGUACCAGCAGGACCUCAGCACCUGGACUCGUGGCUGGAGAGUGGAGCAUGUGGAGUCCCUGUAGCCGAACCUGCAGUUCUGGGAUCAACAGUCGAGAGCGCAAAUGUCCUGGGCUAGGUUCUGAAGCAAGGGAUUGUAAUGGUCCCAGAAAACAAUACAGAAUAUGUGAGAAUCCACCUUGUCCUGCAGGUUUGCCUGGAUUCAGAGACUGGCAAUGUCAGGCCUAUAGUGUUAGAACUUCGUACCCAAAGCAUGUACUUCAGUGGCACGCUGUCAUGGAUGAAGAAAAACCAUGUGCCUUGUUUUGCUCUCCUGUUGGAAAAGAACAGCCUAUUCUUCUAUCAGAAAAAGUGUUGGAUGGAACUUCUUGCGGAUAUCAGGGAUUAGAUAUCUGUGCAAAUGGCAGGUGUCAGAAAGUUGGCUGUGAUGGUUUAUUAGGGUCUCUUGCAAGGGAAGAUCAUUGUGGUGUAUGCAAUGGCAAUGGAAAAUCAUGCAAAAUCAUUAAAGGAGAUUUUAAUCACACCAGAGGAGCAGGUUAUGUAGAAGUGUUGGUGAUACCUGCUGGAGCAAGAAGAAUCAAAGUUGUGGAGGAAAAGCCGGCACACAGCUACUUAGCUCUCCGAGACACUGGAAAACAGUCUAUUAAUAGUGACUGGAAGAUUGAACACUCUGGAGCAUUCAACUUAGCGGGAACUACUGUCCAUUAUGUAAGACGAGGUCUCUGGGAGAAGAUCUCCGCCAAAGGUCCUACUACAUCACCAUUACACCUCCUGGUGCUGCUGUUUCAAGACCAGAAUUAUGGUCUUCAUUAUGAAUACACUAUCCCAUCAGACCCUGUACCAGAGAAUCAGAGCUCCAAAGCACCUGAACCCCUUUUCAUGUGGACACACACAGGCUGGGAAGAUUGCGAUGCCACGUGUGGAGGAGGAGAAAGGAAGACAACAGUGUCUUGCACGAAAAUCAUGAACAAAAAUAUCAGCAUUGUGGACAAUAAGAAAUGCAAAUACUUAACCAAGCCAGAGCCACAGAUUCGCAAGUGCAAUGAGCAACCGUGCCAAACAAGAUGGAUGAUGACAGAAUGGACCCCAUGUUCACGAACUUGUGGAAAAGGGAUGCAGAGCAGACAAGUGGCCUGUACCCAGCAGCUGAGCAAUGGAACCCUGAUGAGAGCCCGGGAGAGGGACUGCGCCGGGCCCAAGCCGGCCUCCACCCAGCGCUGCGAGGGCCAGGACUGCAUGACCGUGUGGGAGGCGGGCGUGUGGUCCGAGUGUUCAGUGAAGUGUGGCAAAGGUGUACGUCAUCGGACCGUGAGGUGUACUAACCCCAGAAAGAAAUGCGUCCUCUCCACCAGACCCAGGGAGGCUGAGGACUGUGAGGAUUACUCCAAAUGCUAUGUGUGGCGAAUGGGUGACUGGUCUAAGUGCUCAAUUACCUGUGGCAAAGGAAUGCAGUCCCGUGUUAUUCAGUGCAUGCAUAAGAUCACAGGAAGACAUGGAAAUGAAUGUUUUUCUUCAGAAAAACCUGCAGCAUACAGGCCAUGCCACCUUCAGCCCUGCAAUGAGAAGAUUAAUGUAAAUACUAUAACAUCACCCAGGCUGGCUGCUCUGACUUUCAAGUGCCUGGGAAAUCAGUGGCCUGUGUACUGCCGGGUGAUACGUGAGAAGAACCUCUGUCAGGACAUGCGGUGGUAUCAGCGCUGCUGUGAGACGUGCAGGGACUUCUAUGCCCAAAAGCUGCAGCAGAAGAGUUGA
Molecule: messenger RNA, 3624 nt
Organism: Eubalaena glacialis (North Atlantic right whale)
Lineage: Eukaryota; Metazoa; Chordata; Mammalia; Artiodactyla; Balaenidae
Gene: ADAMTS19
Product: ADAM metallopeptidase with thrombospondin type 1 motif 19
Exons: 23
Coding region: 1-3624 (1207 amino acids)
Biological process (GO): extracellular matrix organization; proteolysis
Cellular component (GO): extracellular matrix
Molecular function (GO): metalloendopeptidase activity
Source: RefSeq, a predicted model, not a curated record